Ostrea edulis (European flat oyster) is the source of this 6467-nucleotide messenger RNA. Its product is annotated as zinc finger protein sens-like. Gene Ontology annotation, cellular component: nucleus. The record is from RefSeq and is a predicted model, not a curated record. Lineage: Eukaryota; Metazoa; Mollusca; Bivalvia; Ostreida; Ostreidae. The transcript has 6 exons. The coding region runs from base 294 to 2498 and encodes 734 amino acids.
ACAGAAACGAACCUCGGUGUGAAGAUUUGGUACUACUUUUACCCCCACCCAUCAUUUAUUUAUCUUCAUCAGAGAAGUUUUCAAUUUUUGGACGUGAACACUCUUACAUUGUUUGUGAUUCUUGUCACUUGAAAUCCUCGAUACACGUUUGUAGUUUUAUGUAAAAUUUAUAUAGCUUCGAAGUUUUUUGCCAAGACUAUUCAUGGAAGGCCAUCAUACGUCAGAAACUGACAGGUGUGUAAUGAUGUCUUGGGUUUAUCGGACUCAUUAUCGGCAAGUCAAGUUACAUCCACAUGAGACGAGAGUGGAAAUAUAAGACAAGAUUCCUAGACAUUGAAAGCAAUUUUAAGAUGGAUUUAGGAUGCAACAUGGAGUUCAGCUUUCCAGAAGCAGGCCAGUUAAACGAUGCAAUGUUCGGAACAAGUCAGUCCAGUAUAGCGGACAAAUUGGACCUUGGAACUGUGCAGCUGUUAGAUACCGUAUCUGGGACAACCCAGUGUGUUGGUCACCAUGACAAUGUGGACAAACAUCUGUCUGCCUCAGAUUUUCGUCUUGAUCUUGGUCCUGCCAAUGAUUUGGUUUCAACAACUGAUUUUCCUUUGGUUAACCCAGUGCCAGAUAUAGGAACAGACUCUGUAGAAGAGUGCAGUGAGGGAUACAGUAUUGUGAAUGCUGCUUUAGAGGGGGGAGGCAUUCUAACGAAGCAGCCUAUUCCUUCAUCCAAUACAUUAAACCUAGGAAAUGUGACAAAUAUACAGCCAAUUCAGCUGAACCAAGCCAGCUUGUUGGGAAUGCCGGCCAUACAGGUCAUCCCAAUAGAGAACAUGCAAUUGUUGUCGUCAAUCAAAUCCUUGGGACAUUGCCAGAACAUUCAGCCUUCACCGGCAACUCCAAUCCAGCCAGGAACCUCUGCCACACCUCUGGUACAGAGCAAUUCUCCUGCAGCGGUGCUGCUUGGCAAUGUUUUACUCUUACAGUCCCUACCUGGACAGUUUAAUCAGAACAAUUUGUCCUAUCAGAGCACCUCCUCUCAUUCACAUCAAAGCAUUGCAACCCCAACACAGAUUUUGCAGAUUUCAAAUGACCCGAAUACUGCAGGUCCUGUUCACAAUACAAUUGUCCAAGAUUCGUUGAGAGGGAAAGUGGUCAGUGAAAUAUUGGAGGAGGGCGUCACCAUAAAAACCCUCCUGCAGAAGAGUAACAGAAACGCUAGCAUGCACAUUAAGAGACGAGAAUUGUCUAAAUUUCAAGAGAGCAUCAAUGGAGGGCAAUCACCUGUGUCUUGUAAUGAAAGAAAACCUGUGAAAGUGUAUGUAGAUAAACAGACAGAUACAGAAUAUUUAUCACAUAGUAAAGAGUCAUCUGACAAUCAGAAAAACACUAAAAUCCUGGUGUAUGGGAAAAACAUUGCACUUACGUUCGACUGUCGUAAUCAGAAUUUCGUCAUGGAAUCCCUGACUAAAGCAAUGAAAGGGAAUCAAACUCCUUCACCUAAAGAAGUCAGCAUCGAAAUAGGAAAGACUGUUGAUACAGAUAUUCAACAGAAAGUAGGAGAAUUUAACAGCUCGUUUAGAGAAGUGAAGUAUGUAUCCAUAUUAAAUCCUGUAAAAAAAGCUAAAACAGAGUCUUCAGAUGAGUCAAGGCCAUUGAUUUCUGUUAAAACAGGGGGUGAUGAAAUCUGUGCAAAUGAUCAAGAUGAAGACCCUGAAACUGAGCAUCAGCAAUUCAGAAUGAUUGAUAUUGCAUCAACUGCAUCAAAAAUAGGCACAGUUACCCCAGACUCCAGGGAAAUGCAUUACAGCAGGGAAACCAUCUCAUCAGAAUGUGAACCCAGAACAAAUUCAGAAAUGGUCAGCGUAGACCCUGGAGAAAGCUCAGACAAAGUGGCUGUCCUCUCAGUGGUCAAGCAAGAUCAGAGAUUGGAUGAGCUAGAUCAAGACGAUGAAGAACAUAUGUACAAGUGUGACCUCUGUAGCGCCUCAUUCAGCCGAGUGGGAAAUUACACACGACAUCGGAUGAUCCACACAGUCAACACACAGGAUAACUACAGAUACAAAUGCUCCGAUUGUGGACGACUUUUUCUACAGCGUUGUGACAUGAAACGACAUAUGUUGAUCCAUACCAAACAGGAACCUCAUAGAUGUACAGUGUGUAACAAAGGUUACAUUAGAAAAAGUGAUUUGGUGGUUCACAUGAGAUUUCAUUCUAAGGAUAGAGCUUACAAGUGUACCCAUUGUGAAAAGCAGUUCUUCCAGUCAGGUGACCUUAAUCGUCAUGUGAGGAACGUCCACUUGCUGGCCCCACUCCUGAAGUGCGGUCACUGUAACAGACAGUUUGUUAAAGAGUCCACACUAAUCCGACACAUGCAGACCACACACAAGGACAUCAUCAUCAAAUCACUGAGAGAUAAGCUAGAUAAAACACCUACUGACAAACAAAUGCUAACAAGUGCAAAAGCAUGCAGUAAAGAGAAAACCCAAGAUAAUAGCAGAUUCUGAGGUAUCUUGGAGGGGGAGGGGGUAACCUAUACUCAUGUUUUGAGCGAAAGAACUGAGACCCAAGGAGCACAAGGAACAAAUGAGACUGUUAUUUUGUACCAUCAACUGUGUAACAUGGACAGACCAGACUAUUUGUACCAUUUGUUCUGUAAUAUCCUUCCUGCAUGACUAAGUACUACAACUAUUCAGCAGUUCAAGUAUAUGAUGCGAUAUGAACAAAUUCAGUUCAAGAUUGUAUUCAAACAUUUUAAUUCAAUAUAAUUUUUUAUAACAGAUUUAAGAUGUAUUAACCUCUGAUGACUACGUAGAAGAAGAUCUCCCUCUUUACACUAUCAUUUAGUGAAAGAUUUUGUGUGGCAACCUUUUUUUGAACUACCACCUUGUAAACAAUUUAAAAGAACAGUCACAGUGGGCAAAUUUAAAGCUUUUUCUAUGAAAUUCUGUAGUGACCUUGACCUUUGGACCUCUAAAUAAAUAGAGUUCCUCCACUCUUAAUAACAAACCUACAUGUGAAGUAUCAAAUCAACAAAAGAUGUGGCCUAUAGAGUAUCUACAAGCUUUUUCUAUAUAGCCUUGUAGUGACCUUGAACUUUGACCUUUUUUAAAAUGAAAUGUGAAUUAUCAAAUAAAUCGAGCAAAAAAAUGUGGCCUGUGAGUGUUUACAAGCUUUCGUUGUGAAGUCCCAUAGUGACCUUGACCUUUGGAUUCCAAAAUCAAUAGCAGUGGUGGAUUUAGAGGGGGCGCCCCCCCCCCCCCCCUAAAAUUUUCAAAUUUAAGGUAAAUCGCAGUAUCUUGUUUCGGAAAAUGUACUAAACGAUAAAAGAAGCAAUAAUUUCUUCCACUCCCGGAGAAAUAAAUGACAAAAUCUUUUGAUUUCUUGAAUUACUUUAUUGGGAGAACUUAAUUUUUUCAAAAAAACCCUUAAAAUGUGGGUCAUUUUAUUAAUUUCACCUUAUUAAAAUGAUAGAAAAUAGUACAAAUGAUUAAAUAGGAGAAAUAUUUCAAGCCCCAUGAAAUCUGUAAAAUCCAGGCUCCGGGAUCAUGAAACUGUCUUAAAGUUAAGUCAAAAUUUUGACUUUAAAUUAAGAUUUGAACUUAGCUAAGAUUGCUGACUUAAAUGGAUCACAAAACGAACUUAAGCAAAUCUUAACUAAGAUUGUCUUAACUUAAGUCUAAGUCUAGAAUCUUGAAUUGCUAUGGCAACAAGGAACUCUUUUGUGUAGAGGUAACAAUAGGAUAUAAAAAAUAAACGACUUAAACAACAUAGGCAGUGUCUAAAAUGUCUAGUUUAUGAUCACUAUUGCUGACGCAGGCACAUACAUGUACAUGUAGCAAAACCUUUUUCGUUAUUACAUACAAAGUUUGAUGUAUUGACCCCGUCACCUCCCUCUUUUUAAAAGUACAUGUAAUAAUGAAUGAAAGUGGAAAUGUAAGACUGAUUGAAGCGAUAAUUUUAUUAAAUUCAAUGCCUGUAUUUAUUUUGUCGACUUCUUGCGUAGCAAAGAAGGAUAACUCUAAUUUAUUUCAAAUUCGGGCUCGGACUCCACAUUAUUCGUGUGCAAAUGCAGACUUCAAGUAAUGAUUGUUUUCUUCUUCCACAUUAUCAACAAACUCAGUCAGGUAAAUACAUGUACUUUUGUAGUCGUAACUUUUUAGUGAAACAACCGUGAAUGUACGUGCUACUUUCACGUUUACAUCUACUUUACGAACUACGAUCAGGUAGUGAAACGGACAAUCAAUCCUGCGAUAUUUUGAUCACAUAAGAAAUCAUAUUUAUAAAUGCCUAUAUGUUUGAAUACACCCGCUCUCAAUUUUUCCAGGCUAGCGAACGUGUUACAAUUUUUUUCAUUAUAUGAUUUUUAACGUCAAGAUUCUGUGUUUACAAUCUACUGAUGGUCUAUUUUUUCUUAAAGAAAUGAUUUGUCCUCUUCUUGGUCGGGGCAGACCUCUUCAACGACGGACAUCACGCUCAUUUUCUCAUACUCGCCUCAAAAAUGCAACCAGCGCGGUCAUUUUGAAUUAACUUAGCGACAGUCUUAGAAAGUUAAGACAGCUCUUAAAAUUUAAGACAAAAUACCAAUCUUAAGUCUAAGUGAUUUUUUUGUGAUCCAUUUUAAGACCAUUCGUAAGAUUUAAGUGCAACUUUAUUGAUUUAAGACAAUCUUAAAGUUUACGACAGUUUCAUGAUCCUGGAGCCAGGAGCUUCCAGGGGCUUUGCCCCCAUGACCCCCACCAGGGCUUCGUCCUGGACCCACUGCUUCAUAAAGUGGCACCCCCCCCCCGUAACCGCAAUUCCUGGAUCCGCCCCUGAAUAGGGUUUUCCUCUUGAUAACAAAGCUGUAUGUGAAGUAUCAAAUCAAUCGAACGAAAACGUGACCUGUAGAGUGUGUACAAGCUCAGCAUGACAUACACACGCACACUCUCACACACACACACUCUCACACAUCCCCACACUCUCACACAUAGUGACAUACCCACACUCUCACGGUUCUGUUACUAUAUCCCUCUCUCAAUGAAUCGUGAGGGGAAGAUAACUUUGAUAUUUCUAAAAAGCUUGUUUUGAUGCCCUGAGUGCUUCUAUUUAGGUCAAAGUUGAAGCAUUCAGUGUUUAGAUUUAGCUCAAAUUAAAAAAAAAAAGAAGUUAAAAUGAUAAAGAUGGAAAUUUUGAGAGAGAAAUGCUUUAUCAGGAAAUUUAUGUUUUUUGCUAAGGAGUCAGACUUCACAGGAGAGCAGGCUUGUUAGAGGGAGACAUCUGCGUAAAUCAGGAGGGUUAAUUAAUUAACAUGAUUAAGUACUUACAUCGAAUGAUGGUUUUUCUGGUGACUGUGGAUUCCAAAUCAAAUUAAAGAAUUGAAUGUAGAAAAAUCGUCAGACUAUGGCGUUUUUUGUUGGCUUUUUUUAAAGCAGUGAUACAAAUGGUAAAUUUUCUCCUCUGUUCUUUUUAAAACUUAUAUACACGUAACUUGUGAUGAAGGCCUAUAUCACUGCUAUUACAUGCAGUUAUUGUUGGUUAAUAUGAGCAAGGUUAGUGAUUUUAAAAGGCUCCUGGGAGCUUGUAUUAUUUUUGUGUUAAAUCUAUAUAUGAUCAAUGCUGCAAUGGUGUGUGUAUAUAAUGUUCAUACAAACAAUAUCGUAAUACACAACCAGACUGUAAACCAGUGCAUGUAGCUGUUAUAGGCGGAUCAGUAGGCCAUCAUAAAAUCGUGGACUUUUUGUCGAAGUUUAAAAGGUGUAAGUGCAAAUGACUAUAUAAUCACUCAUAUUUAUAUAUAUUUUUAAUAUUAGGAGAAAACUGAAUAAGAUUUAAAGUUUAUUUUAUACACCAGUGACUUGGAAGUUGUAUUGUUAUUUUAUCCUGUAGUUGGAAAUUAACCUUUUGCAGUAUCAGAAAACGUUAGUUUUGAUAAUUACGAAAAAGACAACUGAAGUCCGUUUGAUGGAAUUUAUACGAGUCAAAUUUUGUUGAUGGAAAAAAUUACUAAUAGUUAUCCGGAAGGUACACAUUUUCAGAUGGAAAUUUGGAGGGGGGGGGGGGGGGGAUUAGUUAUGAAUGGAAGAUGCACAUUUUCGGGGAGAAAAAGACAAAUUUCUGCAACAUCAUAUUUGUGAUUAUCCUGUUGACACUGUUAAAUUUAUGCCCAAAUAAUUAUAAUCAUGGUUUUAAUACCUUCCAAUACAGAAAACUUUCUGUGGGUCAGUUGAUGUAAUAUUUAUUGUAUUUCACAGUUGCUAUAUUGGGUACUAUGUGGUGACAAUAAAUGACUGAUCAUUUUUAAAUACAAAAUGUAUUAUGUUCUCAUCUCUUGUGUGUUUCUUUACAUGUGUCAGUUUAGUUUUCUGUAUACGUUUGUGUUUUAUUGUGUUUUAUGUUUUAAAAAGGGUUUGUGCAAUAUAUGUAUAUUUUAUAUUACUAUUUUGAAGUUGUAGAAGAUGUGAUAAAUUUCAUAAAAAUAAAGAAGUAUUUACAAC